Thamnophis sirtalis is the source of this 4988-nucleotide messenger RNA. RefSeq names its product matrin 3 (gene MATR3). Gene Ontology annotation, cellular component: nucleus. The record is from RefSeq and is a predicted model, not a curated record. NCBI's taxonomy places the organism in Eukaryota, Metazoa, Chordata, Lepidosauria, Squamata, Natricidae. Gene Ontology annotation, molecular function: zinc ion binding; RNA binding.
ACCUAUUGUACCCUGCAUCUGUUUUAUCCAACAAUAAACAAUUGCUUUCAGCAGCAUUUUAAUGCAAUAUUUUUAAGUAGUCCGUGUAACACUUCUUUGCAUGUCAUAUAAUUGUCUGUAUUUAUAUGACUUAGCAACUUGCUACAGUAGGUGUUACUAUCAAAAUUUGUUGGUUACAUUAAAUAUCUAUUCGCUUACCAAUAAAACUUGGUAAAUAUUUUGUACACUUUGUAAGUAUUUGCCUAAUGUAUUCUUUUCUUGCUAAAUGAGACAAUAAUUGCAAAAUAUGUUCACUUGAAAUGUCAUUAUCCUCCUGUCUGUUUCUGGCCUUUCCUCAGACUAUUUGUUCUGUAGCAAGAAUGGGUGUUACAAUUUUAGAGUUGAGUGAGAUUUUUAAAAGUGUUUGAAGUACAAUGAGGCCGCAAUUGUUUUGGGGGAAUUCAUAAAAUUGGCAUUCUGAGAUACUUUAGAAAAUUCUCAUGAACUCUUCUUCAAAAGCCAUUGCUGAAACAAAUGAGAUUUUUGAUACUUACUGUUGGUAUAGAAACAACAGCAUAAAUAAAGCCUACUAAAUGCAAAUUACUAGCUAUAUAUUAUGGAGUUCUAGAAGAUAAUGCCUAUCCUUCAACAGUAAGGUUUAUUAUAAUAGUGCAGAGAAUUUCUCUUCUUCAAACAAAACUUCAGUCUCACAAUCAGGUGCCGGUGAAGUUUGGGCCUGAUUUGAGUUUAUGUAGCAUAGGCUAUUAGUUUAUGUUUGAGACUGUCUUUGGAGCUCCCAAAGCCUAAUAUUCUUUCAAAAGUCUCAAAUCAGUUACUCAAAUUUUGAACAAAAAUUACUUGGUCUCAUUAAGGUUCAUUAAGUAUUCAGCUAUUAAUGUUUCAUCUUUCACCAAUGUUAUAAGUCAUAGUUUUUAACAAAUGUGAAUUAUUUUUCUUGGUUCCAUAGCUGAUAUACUGUGGUCUUUUUUCCUGGAAUCUAAAGCGGUUAAGAUGUAUGCACCCUGCAAUUUAAAUAUGAAGGCUUGAAAAUAAGUAUAUUUACUGGCAAAAUUUGGUGCUUAUUGGGGGGUGGGGGAUUCAAUUUCUUAUCAAAAGAUUAAUGAUCCAAUUUUUGAGAUUACAUAGGGAAAUCCAUGCAAGAUCUUAAAUUGUUUUUAGAUCAACAUGAUGCAUACAUUUUAAAACUGCAUCUGCAUAAAGGAUUUUAUGACUAAAACUGCUUGUUUUUCUACAGACUUGUUUGGUGUUUCUCAGCUUGAAGAAGAUCUACGAUCAUUAUUGAUCCCUUUCUUGGCGUAAACUUAUUGAAGUGACGUUUGCCUAGCUUUCUAGAGUGAGCUUUCUUUUCAGACAUCUCUAAAGUUUGAUUCAUAAUAGACAAGCUUAUAGUUCAGCAAUGUCCAAGUCAUUCCACCAGGCAUCUCUAAAUAGGGAUUCCCAAGGUCAUGGACGUGACCUCUCUGCAGGAAUAGGCCUUCUUGCUGCUGCUACCCAAUCUUUAAAUGUGCCAGCAUCUCUUGGAAGGAUGAACCAGGGUACUGCACGCCUUGCUAGCUUAAUGAAUCUUGGAAUGAGUUCUUCAUUGAAUCAACAAGGAUCUCAUAGUGCACUGUCUUCUGCUAGUGCAUCUUCCCAUGCCUUACAAUCUAUAUUUAACAUUGGAAGUAGAGGCCCACUCUCUCUGUCUUCUCAGCACCGUGGAGAUGCAGAGCAGGCCACUAAUAUUCUAGCCAGCCUUGGUCUGUCUACUAGAGACUUAGAUGAACUGAGUCGUUAUCCUGAGGACAAGAUCACUCCUGAAAACUUGCCUCAAAUACUUCUGCAACUUAAAAGAAGGAGAGCUGAAGAAGGUUCUUCACUGAGUUAUGGUAGAGAUGGCAGAGCAGCUGCACGGGAACCACCAUACAGAGUUCCUAGGGAUGAUUGGGACGAGAAAAGGCAUUUUAGAAGAGAUAGCUUUGACGAUGGUGGUUCUAGUCUCAACCGAGUGGUUGAUUAUGAUCAUGGAAGUCGUUCUCAAGAAUCUGUAUAUUAUGACAGAAUGGAUUAUGAAGAUGACAGAUUAAGAGAUGGAGAAAGGUGUAGGGAUGACUCUUAUUAUGGCGAAGCUUCGCAUAAAUAUCGUAAAUUUGACAGUGAGUAUGACAGACUGAGUCGUGUCCCUGAGAGAUCUCUCUUUGAGAAAAAAAGAGGUGCUCCACCAGAUAGCAAUAUUGAAGACUUCCAUGGAUUCUUACCGAAGGGCUAUCCCCAUCUGUGCUCUAUCUGUGAUAUACCUGUUCAUUCUAAUAAGGAGUGGAAUCAACAUAUCAAUGGAGCAAGUCACAGUCGUCGUUGUCAACUUCUCCUUGAAAUAUACCCUGAAUGGAACCCCGAUAACGACUCUGGACAUGGAUUGGGUGAUCCCUUUAUGUUGCAGUCAACAAAUCCAGCCCCAGGAAUUUUGGGGCCACCUCCACCUCCAUUCCACCUGGGAGGGCCACCUGUUGGAUCAAGAGCUGGAAAUGGAAACAUGCAAGGACCUAGACACAUGCAAAAAGGCAGAGUGGAGACAAGUAGAGUUGUGCAUAUCAUGGACUUUCAGAGAGGGAAAAACCUGAGAUAUCAGCUGCUACAGCUUGUUAAACCAUUUGGAAUAAUCACAAAUCAUCUCAUACUGAACAAAAUUAAUGAAGCAUUUAUUGAAAUGGCUACCACUGAAGAUGCACAAGCUGCAGUAGAAUAUUAUUCAACAGCACCAGCCCUGGUUUUUGGCAAACCUGUAAGAGUCCAUUUAUCACAAAAAUAUAAAAGAAUAAAGGAACCAGAAGGAAAGUCUGAUCAGAAAUUUGAGCCUCCAAAGCAACAGCUUGGUCGUGUGAUCCAUCUCAGUAAUUUGCCUCAUUCGGGCUAUUCUGACAAUGCUGUACUUAAAUUAGCUGAGCCCUAUGGAAAAAUAAAGAAUUAUAUAUUGAUGAGAAUGAAGAGUCAGGCUUUUAUAGAAAUGGAGACAAGAGAAGAUGCUGUUGCUAUGAUGGAGCACUGUUCCAACAAAGCCCUUUGGUUCCAGGGCAGAUGUGUGAAAGUUGAUUUAUCUGAAAAAUACAAGAGAUUAAUAUUACGAAUUCCUAACAAAGGAAUGGAAUUGUUGAAGAAAGAUAAACCAAGAAAAAGAGGAAUCUCUCCAGAUAGCAAAGACUCUGGAAGUGAAAAGAAAUGUAAGAUGGAUGAUACUGAGAAAGGUGAAAACAACAGUACUGAAGGCAAAGAAGAUGAGAGAGAGGAGACAGAGGGGUUAGAUGCAAAAGAUGGUGGACAAGGAGAUCAAGAGGAAUCAAAUUUACUGCUUGAAUCUGAAGAUGAAUUGCUAGUAGAUGAUGAGGAAGCAGCAGCAUUACUGGAGAGUGGCAGCUCAGCAGCAGAUGAGACAGAUGUUGCUAACUUGGCUGACACAGCUACUGAAGAAAAGGAGGCAGCUGAAGAUGAUGCUGCAAAACCUGAAGACAAUACUGCAGCUACUUCAACUGCAAAAAAACUCAAAAAGCGACAUGUAGGUAGUUUUCCAAGAAGCAUGAAAGGCUUUGUCACUCUCGAUGAAGUUGGUGAUGAGGAAGAUGCAGAACACCAGAAACAAUAUAAAGCUGGCCUAAUGAAAUUGGCUGGAAAAAGUGAGGACAAUUCAGCUGAAACAAAAACAUUAAAAACAGAAGAAAUGGAGCAGGAAGAUGAGACAUUUGAAAAUGGCACUAAAACAGAGAACUUAAAGUUGGAAUCAUCUGAAGGGGCAACCAGUACAAUGACAGGUGAAAAAGAUAACACUACCAUGCAAGAAACUAAGACUGAGCACGAUGAACAUAGAAUUGGACCAUAUCAGCCAAACGUUCCAGUUGGUGUGACCUAUGUUGUCCCCAGAACUGGAUUUUACUGCAAAUUGUGUUCCUUGUUCUAUACUAACGAAGAUUCUGCGAAAAAAGUUCAUUGCAGCAGCCUUGCACAUUAUCAAAAGUUGAAGAAACAUAUGGAGAAAAUGGCUGAAGAUCAGAAACCAAAAAAAGAGGCUUAAACGAAAGGGGGGAAAGGCAUGCCAAUUUAAGGAGAAAUGUUUUAUUUUUGUUGCUAAUCUCAAUACAGUAAAAUUGGGAAUGCUAUACUACAUAGAUCUUAGUGAAAUAGAAGUUUAAUUCUGUGAUGUGUUUAAUGUUACGGCAAAAUAUACAUUGUCAGAUCUUUGCUCAAAAAUUGGAUGAUAUUCACCAUUUCUCUGCAGAUUCAAUCUUGAGGUACUGACAGCUGUUUCAGCAAUUGAAGACCACAGAGAAUGUCAUCCCCAUUAAACUUUUCAAGGUUCACAUUCAGUUAAAUAUAAACAGUUACUAUUUUUACCUGCAACAUUCCACAUUCUAAUAUAAGUCUAACUGAUAUUAUUGUUCAAGGGACUUGCAUUAUUUCAUUUCAUUUUUGAGACUAUUUAUCAAAUUUGUGUGGUUUUUUUAAAAAGUGGAAAUGUUUUUUGUUGGUAUAUUUAGGUAGUGAGUAGGAAAAGCGAUAGCCAGCUUUUAAUAAAUCUUGUGUUUUCUCUGAGUCAUUGUUUUUCUGUCCUAUUUUAAUAGGAAGUCAACUCUUGCUCUUCUGACCAGUAUUAUUUUUCUGGGCUCUUGCUUGCAAUUGAAUUUAGUACUUUUUCAUACAUCUUCAGUAUAAGCAAAAGCAACAUAUGAACCAUACAUUGUAAAUAGUUUUACUUUUUUAUGUUUGUACUUCAGCUCUAAUCUUAGACCAAUUACUAACAUAUAAUUGGACAUGCUUCAAAGUUUCCUGCCUAGAAUUGGAGCAUACAUCUUGAGAUUGGUUUCAUCCUAGGAUUGUGCUUUUGAUGUAGCUUCACAUAGCUAAUAUGAGUAGCAGUUUUUGUGUAAAAUCUGUUUUCUGUUGUUAUCACUUAACAGCUUACAUAUAUGUGAAUUCAAGUUAUUAUAGUGUCAAACCAAUAAACCAAACCAAUCGAGUAA